AUGUGCCCCUACAUUUGGCUCCUUGUCGCACUUGCAGGGAGCGUGACAUUGAGCGCUAUACCGUCUAUGGCAAUAGAAUGCUCCUCACUACCAGAUAAUGUUGGACCUCUUUAUUUCCCACUAUCGAAUUGCUCUACCCAGUCCCACGGCGACGUUCCAGUAGCUGAGAGCUGGGGGCUUGCCAUCACUUUGGGCGACCCACCUCAGGAGCUUUGUGUAGUGCCAUCCAUGUUCACGAAUGGAACCUUUGUUCCAACUGUCGAAGUGUGCGCAAAUGAUAAACAAAUUUCCUUUGAGACAUGUACCUCACGGCGCGGGGGACUUCUGGAUGCUGACCUUUCUGGCGCACAGUUCGGCCCUAUUCCGACGAACGACCUUCCCCCGGACUACAACUGGCUGGCCAUCCAUCCCAAUAACAAU
Messenger RNA from Acaulospora colombiana, 420 nucleotides. The record is from the annotation of a GenBank genome assembly. NCBI's taxonomy places the organism in Eukaryota, Fungi, Glomeromycota, Glomeromycetes, Diversisporales, Acaulosporaceae.